AUGUCGUCCAAAGCAGCCUCCAUUCUCAAGACCGCAGUCUUCGCAAUAUGGUCCUACCAAUGGGGCUUCCUCACAGCAACUUUCUGCAUCUAUCAUGAACUCAGCAUCCCGAACCCCUUUUACGCGAUCCUGACAACAGUCUUGACUCUGCCUAUCCCCCUAUCAAUGGAACUUUUUCUUCUCUACACUACGGCUUCUCGUUUUAGUCGUAUGGAUCCCCACACCAGAAAAUUCAACAACUUCUUCUAUAAAACGCGAGACUGGGCUAUGAUUCUUCCCAUCUUGAGUAUCCUCUGGUUCCUAUGUGUCUUGUACUGGGGCCUCUUGACUAUGAUGGACAUGUAUGCUUAUGGGCCCGUGGCCAAGACCAUCGAUUUUCUCUGUAUCUACGUCAAGCCCAUUGGUUAUGCAGUUUACAUAGGAGGCGUCCUUCUUUAUAUCCCGCUACCCAUUUGGGUUAUUGUUACUGGCAUCGGAGCGUGCAGACGGGUACGGAACCUGAAGAGUCCCGAGGAGGAAGCGACCCACUUGACAACCAAGAAUGACGACGAGGACGAGUGGAACGACUUUCAGGAUAAUCUCUGA
Molecule: messenger RNA, 585 nt
Organism: Fusarium poae
Lineage: Eukaryota; Fungi; Ascomycota; Sordariomycetes; Hypocreales; Nectriaceae
Exons: 1
Coding region: 1-585 (194 amino acids)
Source: RefSeq, a predicted model, not a curated record